CAAAUUGUUUAGUUCCCAUCGAUCGGAUCGACAAUGUCCAGUUGAAGGAAAAUAAACAGCUUUUGAUUAUACGGGAUCUGAGAAACUCGUGGAAAUGUGGAUGACCGCAUGCAGAACAAACGGAAUAGUGAUUUUUGAAGCGCCCCGCUAUACGAGAGGAGGUAAAGAGGGCGUGUAUUCUUCUUCGUCUUGUGUCAGUGUCUCGUUCCUCUUGAAGAAGGAAGCAGUCGAACUGUUCUCUUCACAACGAGUUUGACUGCUGAAGCGAUCGCUCGCUUAUUUCAAUACUUCCUCCUCACAUUUCUUGGGAAGAAAAACAAAACAGUGCGCUCUCGACAACUCCAUUCCCGUGUAUUAUUCGACGUCAGUUUCGUUUGUUUCCAUGGAAUUUUGAUACUUUUAUCACUUGAAAGAUCACAAUGUCUCGUCGGAGUAUCCAGUCAUCUUCUCAGCUAUUUAGCAGCAGUUGUCGGAUUGUUAUAAUGUUGGUGCUUCUAGGCCAAGCGUGUCGAGGAGAGCAACGGCAAGGUGAACCUUCACAAUACCCCGACGGUUAUUUUCCGUUUGAAGAGUCGCCAACGCGAACUCCGCCUAAAGUAAGACGACCACCCUAUGCACAAGCAGAUGUUGAUUGCCCUGGUAUGGAUUCUCCGGCGGCUGGAGACGGAGGCGUCCAAUCGCUUGACAACUUGUGUGGCGAUUUAAACAAAGGAUACAUCCCAAAGAGUCCCCUAGGUCGAAAUGUCAACGGCCAUUCAUAUCCUUUCGAGCUCAUCCGCAAUAAGACAUUGGACUUUUUCAGUUCUACACUUCCCAUCCUGAAGGCCGAUAAGAACCUGCCCAAAUUAGCUAAAUAUGAAGAUUUCGACGUCAUCGAUAAAAGCGAUCAACAGAUCUGGAAGGCGAAGAAGAGCAAGAGAUCCACAGAAGAGGAUGGGUCAGUCACACCGGAAAUCGUCGAAGAAGAAAAACACUUGAGGCGACAGGGAAGAGGCUUGUGCGACAAAAACUAUGGCAUACUUUGCACGAUCUUGAAUCUGAUAAACGGACGCUUCAUGUCGGCUAUCAACCCGCAGGAGAGGAUCGAGAACCCCGAUUUACUGCAACCUAAUAACUAUAAUACCAUAAAAAAUACCAACCAAAUCGGAGAAGAUCCGUUAACUCCUUGCCCUUCAGCAGCAGAGUACGUCACCCCUGUGUACGCCAAGAACUAUCAAGGCGUUUGGCGGUACGUGGUUCAGAUCCCCUACGAAGGCUAUUUCACUCAGACAGUUGAAGUAACGAAAUGCUUGAAAAAGAAAUGCCAUUUCAUGGAUGGAUCGUGUCUAGCGUCUCCGCGCUGGGUUAGUUUGUUGGUUGCAGAGCUGUUUUAUCCUCACGCCCGUUUCCCCGCAACCAAACCUGGUGCUGCGAGCCACAGAUCGAUGGGGAAAUCGGUGCUGGGCAAACUGAAAAAUCUUAUUCCCCCACGAGUGAUUCAGGAGUUACCGCCUUAUAUUCCUCGUAGUUUUCCGCUUGCGCAAACAGAAACAAUAGAAGAGAAUACGGAGCACGAAGAAGAACUAAAAGUGGAGGGAGAUGAUCAGUCGCCCAGGGAUAAAAGACAAGCUGCGUCUGAUCCACAAUCCAAAACGACCUAUUGCGACGGUGUCGACGAAAUUGGGUGCUAUCAGGUUCGUUUGUACUAUGAUUGGCUUCUCGUUCCUGGAAGUUGCAAAUGCUGGAAACAAGACUUCUUCACAAAGUAUGGCCGAAAGUAAAGCUCAUUCUAUAUGCGAGGGGAAACAAAUGUCGCUUUGGAUGUAUUUGUGGAAUCGGCUCAUCCGUGCAUAACUUCUUUCUUUGCUUGUUUGCGUCCAUACCGCAGGGUUUCGUAAUUAUGAUAAAAUGUGUUUCACAUCGUUAUGGUCAUCGCUCAUUCGUGAAGUUGUGGUUGUCUAAUCUUUUUCCCGCGUAUCAAAACUUGGGAUCAACUAUUUAUUUAGGUGGAGUGGGCGACAAGGGAAAAACAAAGAUAUGUGUUGUUAACCACUACGAAAUCUAUAGUGGAAUUUCGGUGUUGUUGUGCAUGCAAAAUUGUGUAGAAAAUUUGAAUAAAUAUCAACCUGCAAACGCUUUAAAUCUAUAACAACACUGACUUGGGCGUGCAUUUUCAUGACAAUGUGACUGAAACAUGGGGGACUGUCAUGUAUUUCCUCAACACAACAUACAUAAAUCCACAAGUGGAUGGGUAGUAGUAAUGCUAGUAAGUAUGAGGGUGACUAUUAUCAACUCUAAAAGAGCAAAUGCAAUUGUCACCGCAGGAGGCGAGUAUAACACACCACAGUGAAGAAAGGUAAAGGUGAAAUUAUUAACGGGCAGGCUAAAGUCAUUGAAAUGUUCUGCAGCGGCGUUAAACUACAGCAUGGAUUUGUUUUUCUUACGAUCUCACAGAGUUAUUAGCAAUACUUUUUCCUGUUUGUCCAGUUCAGAACCUUAACGUAACAGCGUCUCAGAAUUUCUCCCGAAUUUUCGAAUUUAGCUGAUUUAGGAAAAACUCGUUUCAAUCGCUCCUUCACUUUGAUUAAUAAUAAUUUAAAAAAAAAAUCCGAGCUUGAUCCAAGAUGCCCUACUAAAAUACGGUAUGAUAAACAGUGUUUCUUUCACGUAAUCAACCUGACUGAGAAAAGACGAACAAGAAGAAAAAGAAAAGACAACAAACGUUACAAAGAUUAAAAAAUAAAAAACAGCAAAGGGUUUGCAUCGCAAAUGAUUGAUAUAGAUGUAUAAAUCAAGAGAACGAUUAGCUUUGAAUAACGAGAUUCACACGUUGUGUUCUGAAGAUUCUUUUCCCCCCUCGUAAUACAUGUAAAUGUUUAAACUAGAAGAUGAUUUGAGAAAAGCCCGAUGAUUAAAGGGUGGAAUUAUCGUUCGAAAAAAAAA
This is a messenger RNA of Daphnia pulex (common water flea), 2922 nucleotides long. RefSeq lists its product as uncharacterized. Gene Ontology annotation, cellular component: extracellular region. Gene Ontology annotation, biological process: regulation of Toll signaling pathway; innate immune response; central nervous system formation. The transcript has 12 exons. The record is from RefSeq and is a predicted model, not a curated record. Lineage: Eukaryota; Metazoa; Arthropoda; Branchiopoda; Diplostraca; Daphniidae. Gene Ontology annotation, molecular function: growth factor activity; Toll binding. The coding region runs from base 420 to 1760 and encodes 446 amino acids.